Molecule: messenger RNA, 1821 nt
Organism: Ilex paraguariensis (yerba mate)
Lineage: Eukaryota; Viridiplantae; Streptophyta; Magnoliopsida; Aquifoliales; Aquifoliaceae
Source: the annotation of a GenBank genome assembly
AUGGAGAGUGGUUCAGAGAUAAGGUCUGCCAUUGAAGAGCUAUCCAUGGUGGUGGUCAAAGUUAUACCUGGUGGCGAUGAUCAGAGUGUUGCCCAUAUCCCCGCCAAGCCUUUUCUAUCGCUCUGCGACUUGAUCAUUCAAAGAUUGGAAAAGUUUCAAGAAUCUGAUCCUGCACUAUACUCAAAUAUGGUUGAGAUUUUGAAGAAAGAGGCCAGUGAAGGUAAUGCAAGAAAAAGAACCAGCUGUAGUAGUGCCAUUGUUUGGCUUACAAGAUCCAUGGACUUCACAGUAGCUUUGUUGCAAUUAUUAGUGAAGGAUUUUGACCUAAAUAUGGAACAAGCAGUGCAAGAGUCAUACAACAUCACUCUAAAACCAUGGCAUGGAUGGAUUUGUUCCACUGCUUACAGAGUAGCACUUAAACUAUUGCCUGAUAACAAAACUUUAGUUUCCACCCUCAUGGCCAAAGAUGAAGACUAUGAAAAACUCAAAGGGGAAAUGCAAGCACUGAUUUCAUUAAUUGUACCUCUCCUAGAAGAUAUCCACUCUAUUCUGAUUACAAGUUCCUGUGGCUAUGUUCUUGUCUAUUUUUUUGCAGAUAAGAUAGGGCCAACACUGACUGUGCUGAGACAAGACAUACAUCAAAACAUCCAGAGAUUGGAAAAGUUUCAAGAAUCUGAUCCUGCACUAUACUCAAAUAUGGUUGAGAUUUUGAAGAAAGAGGCCAGUGAAGGUAAUGCAAGAAAAAGAACCAGCUGUAGUAGUGCCAUUGUUUGGCUUACAAGAUCCAUGGACUUCACAGUAGCUUUGUUGCAAUUAUUAGUGAAGGAUUUUGACCUAAAUAUGGAACAAGCAGUGCAAGAGUCAUACAACAUCACUCUAAAACCAUGGCAUGGAUGGAUUUGUUCCACUGCUUACAGAGUAGCACUUAAACUAUUGCCUGAUAACAAAACUUUAGUUUCCACCCUCAUGGCCAAAGAUGAAGACUAUGAAAAACUCAAAGGGGAAAUGCAAGCACUGAUUUCAUUAAUUGUACCUCUCCUAGAAGAUAUCCACUCUAUUCUGAGAUUGGAAAAGUUUCAAGAAUCUGAUCCUGCACUAUACUCAAAUAUGGUUGAGAUUUUGAAGAAAGAGACCAGUGAAGGUAAUGCAAGAAAAAGAACCAGCUGUAGUAGUGCCAUUGUUUGGCUUACAAGAUCCAUGGACUUCACAGUAGCUUUGUUGCAAUUAUUAGUGAAGGAUUUUGACCUAAAUAUGGAACAAGCAGUGCAAGAGUCAUACAACAUCACUCUAAAACCAUGGCAUGGAUGGAUUUGUUCCACUGCUUACAGAGUAGCACUUAAACUAUUGCCUGAUAACAAAACUUUAGUUUCCACCCUCAUGGCCAAAGAUGAAGACUAUGAAAAACUCAAAGGGGAAAUGCAAGCACUGAUUUCAUUAAUUGUACCUCUCCUAGAAGAUAUCCACUCUAUUCUGGGCGCCCCUGGGAAAGUAUCCACGUUUUCUAGAUCCAUGGACUUCACAGUAGCUUUGUUGCAAUUAUUAGUGAAGGAUUUUGACCUAAAUAUGGAACAAGCAGUGCAAGAGUCAUACAACAUCACUCUAAAACCAUGGCAUGGAUGGAUUUGUUCCACUGCUUACAGAGUAGCACUUAAACUAUUGCCUGAUAACAAAACUUUAGUUUCCACCCUCAUGGCCAAAGAUGAAGACUAUGAAAAACUCAAAGGGGAAAUGCAAGCACUGAUUUCAUUAAUUUUACCUCUCCUAGAAGAUAUCCACUCUAUUCUGAGAACAUAUGGCUUGGAUAGGUUGAAGUCUAUUUGA